AUGUCUCCUCCCACGAAAUACGCUGUCGCAUUAUUCCCCGGGUUUCAAGCACUAGACGUGUUUGGACCACUCGAUGUCUUGAACUUCACAUCCAAACUGCAACCUAUGGAACUGUCGCUUCUUCACACUUCGCUUGAUCCUGUGUCAACAUUUGUGGAGGGCGGGCCUGCUUGCAUCGGACAGAGCGUUGUACCCACGCACACGUACGAGACAGCACCAGACGACAUAGAGAUCCUGCUUGUUCCAGGAGGCUUUGGUGCCAGGAAUCCAGACAAUGUAAAGAGAGUUCGGGAGUUUGUCAAGGAGAGAUAUCCCAAGCUCAAGUACCUCUUGACAGUCUGCACAGGAAGUGCGAUUGUGGCGCAGACAGGGAUUUUGGACGGCAGAGAAGCCACCAGUAACAAGAGAUCCUUUGAUUGGGUAUUGACUCAGGGGCCUAAUGUGAAAUGGGCGCGAAAUGCCAGGUGGGUGGUUGACGGCAACAUCUGGACAUCUUCUGGCAUCUCAGCCGGCAUUGACAUGACCUAUGCAUUCAUCGCUGAACAAUAUGGACAAGAGAUCGCAGAUGACACGGCCAAGGGGUCUGAAUAUGUACGAAACACUGAUCCUAAUGCUGAUCCGUUUGCGGUUUAA
Messenger RNA from Fusarium venenatum, 633 nucleotides. RefSeq names its product class I glutamine amidotransferase-like protein. The record is from RefSeq and is a predicted model, not a curated record. NCBI's taxonomy places the organism in Eukaryota, Fungi, Ascomycota, Sordariomycetes, Hypocreales, Nectriaceae. Gene Ontology annotation, biological process: regulation of DNA-templated transcription.